AUGGAACGCUUCCUCGCCCCACAGAGCCCUGAGGCCCUGGCACACAGUCAUCUCAAUGAGAACUGGUUCAGUUGGGAUCUCGAGCACCCCUCCGUUAACGAGACUCUGAUUGCUGGGUGCGCCACAUACGAAGCGUUCAAACGCUACCUCAGUGGCUCGGACUUGUACCUUCUCCCCACGACAAGGACCGAACUAGAGAGCAAGCUGAGGCGAUACGCAUACGAUACCAUCCAUAAUGCAAUUGCCAAGGCACGUUCGCCGCUUGAGCGUGGCGGUUACAGCCGGAUGUGUCAUCUGGUGGAGGAAUCCAUCAGCAGGAUACUGAACGAGAAUGACAAUGCGUCAUACCUUCUGAAUCUGCACGACGCGCAGAGUAACUCCGUGGUCGACAUGGGCACGUCACCGCCAACAAGAUCCGUCAAAAUCAAGUGA
Molecule: messenger RNA, 432 nt
Organism: Rhodofomes roseus
Lineage: Eukaryota; Fungi; Basidiomycota; Agaricomycetes; Polyporales; Fomitopsidaceae
Exons: 4
Coding region: 1-432 (143 amino acids)
Source: RefSeq, a predicted model, not a curated record